AUGAGCUACCUUCUUCACAGGAGGAACAAGUUCUUAUCUUUGAUCAGAAGACAGUACCUGAUCCUCCCGACUCUCUCCUCCGAAACUAAAACCCUUCGAAACCCAGAUCCUCACAUCCCCCAAUUUCAAAACCCUUCUUCGAUUUUCACUAAAUCUCACUCCUAUGCAACCCAAUCCUCCAAGUUCCCGGAGUACGAGAUGCCCACAGUCACAUGGGGAGUCGUACAAGGGAAGAAAGAGAAGCUCGUGAAUCGCGUCAAAAUCUGCGAUUACCUCAAGGGUUUAGGCAUAAUCACCGACGAAUUGGAGAGCAUCGAGCUACCUUCCACAAUCGAAGUCAUGUGCGAGCGCGUCGAGUUUCUACAGAAGCUCGGAUUAACAAUUGACGACAUCAAUGAGUAUCCUUUGAUGCUAGGCUGCAGCGUGCGUAAGAAUCUGAUCCCAGUCUUAGCUUACUUAGAGAAAAUCGGAAUCUCUAGGUCGAAAUUGGGUGAAUUCGUUAAGAACUAUCCUCAGGUUCUCCACGCUAGUGUAGUCGUUGAGCUUGCUCCUGUGGUUAAGUUUCUUAGAGGGCUCGAUGUUGAGAAGCAAGAUCUUGGCUAUGUGUUGAUGAAGUAUCCAGAGCUGCUAGGGUUUAAGCUCGAAGGCACAAUGAGCACAUCGGUUGCUUAUUUGGUGAGCAUUGGUGUGAGUCCUAGAGACAUUGGUCCAAUGGUGACACAGUAUCCUUACCUUUUAGGGAUGAGAGUUGGAACCAUGAUCAAACCUCUUGUGGAGUACCUAAUCUCAAUCGGUUUGCCUAAGAAAAUCGUUGCUAGGAUGCUGGAGAAGCGUGCUUACAUCAUCGGAUACAACCUAGAGGAGACUGUUAAACCGAACGUUGAUUGCUUGAUUAGCUUUGGUGUCAGGAGAGAGGUGUUGGCUUUGGUUAUAGCACAGUAUCCUCAGAUUCUUGGUUUACCGGUGAAGGCAAAGAUGUCUACGCAACAGUACUUCUUUAGCUUGAAGCUCAAGAUUGAUCCUGAAGGGUUCGCUCGUGUGGUUGAGAGAAUGCCGCAGAUUGUUAGCCUUAAGCAGAACGUGAUAAUGAAACCUGUUGAGUUUCUGUUGGGGAGAGGGUUUCAGGUGGAGGACGUGGCGAGGAUGGUUGUGAGAUGUCCUCAGAUUCUUUGUUCGAAAGUGGAGCUCAUGAAGAACAGUUACUACUUUUACAAGACGGAGAUGGGGAGACCGAUGAAGGAUCUUGUGGAGUAUCCUGAGUAUUUUACGUAUAGCUUGGAGUCGAGGAUUAAGCCGAGGUAUCAGAAGCUACAGGGUAAAGGGAUUAGGAGUUCUUUGAAUUGGUUUCUUAAUUGUAGUGACCAGAGGUUUGAGGAGCGGCUUGAAGGUAACUUUAUUGAUCCGGAUAGUGAAGAAGGUCCGGUGUUUGAUAUGGGUGGGAAGUUGGAAAUGCCUGGCGGUGGUGGUGAGAUUGUGUCUGAUGCGGAUGAAGAAGAUGAGAGUGAUGAUGACGUUCUCUAUAGACGCACUGUCACUUUGUAG
This is a messenger RNA of Microthlaspi erraticum, 1542 nucleotides long. NCBI's taxonomy places the organism in Eukaryota, Viridiplantae, Streptophyta, Magnoliopsida, Brassicales, Brassicaceae. The record is from the annotation of a GenBank genome assembly.